Coregonus clupeaformis (lake whitefish) is the source of this 1472-nucleotide messenger RNA. RefSeq names its product eukaryotic translation initiation factor 6-like. Gene Ontology annotation, biological process: cytosolic ribosome assembly; maturation of LSU-rRNA; assembly of large subunit precursor of preribosome. The record is from RefSeq and is a predicted model, not a curated record. The transcript is spliced from 7 exons. Gene Ontology annotation, cellular component: preribosome, large subunit precursor; cytosol; nucleolus. Gene Ontology annotation, molecular function: ribosomal large subunit binding. NCBI's taxonomy places the organism in Eukaryota, Metazoa, Chordata, Actinopteri, Salmoniformes, Salmonidae. Bases 132 to 869 code for a protein of 245 amino acids.
GUUGGGUGUCGGGGUCUACGCCAUGACGUUGACGAGGAAGUGAACACGUGUGGGGGAAAAUAAGGUAUCCACGCUUGCUGUGAGGCCACAAACCGUGAGAAGAAAAGUUCUGUCAACUGUAAAACUUCAACAUGGCUGUCAGGGCAUCUUUCGAGAAGAACAACGAAAUAGGCUGCUUCGCCAAAUUAACAAACACAUAUUGUCUAGUUGCAAUUGGCGGGUCAGAGAACUUCUACAGUGUCUUUGAAGGCGAGUUGUCAGAAACCAUCCCAGUUGUACAUGCCUCAAUAGCAGGAUGUCGGAUAAUUGGAAGAAUGUGUGUGGGGAAUCGUCAUGGACUCCUGGUGCCCAACAACACCACGGACCAGGAGCUGCAGCACAUUAGGAAUUGUCUUCCAGACACGGUGAAGAUCCAGAGGGUAGAGGAGAGGCUCUCAGCACUGGGGAAUGUCGUAGCCUGUAAUGACUAUGUGGCGCUGGUGCAUCCUGAUCUGGACAGGGAGACUGAGGAGAUCCUGGCAGACAGUCUGAAGGUGGAGGUGUUCCGUCAGACAGUAGCAGAGCAAGUUCUAGUGGGGAGCUACUGCGCCUUCAGCAAUCAGGGGGGACUGGUACACCCCAAGACCUCCAUAGAAGACCAGGAUGAGCUCUCCUCCCUACUCCAAGUGCCUCUGGUGGCUGGAACAGUGAACCGUGGUAGCGAGGUCAUCGCCGCAGGGAUGGUGGUAAACGACUGGUGUGCCUUCACUGGGCUGGACACCACCAGCACAGAGCUGUCGGUCAUCGAGAGUGUGUUCAGACUGAGCGAGGCUCAGCCCAGCGCCAUCGCUACCACGAUGAGAGACUCUCUAAUUGACAGCCUCACAUAAGAUGCCAUUCCGCCUUGAAUGAAAGGUUUAAGCCAUCUCUGAAAAACAGGUGCAGAACACUUGCUAUCAUCUGAUAUGGUUAACACGUUCCACGUUUUGCAUUGGAGAUUUAUGGGAUAUCAAUGCUAGACUUCAUAAUUCCUUAAAGACAUGCUCCGGUACUUUGGCGACCUAAGAAAUUAUUUUUUAAACCUCCCGCUUUGGGCUGGAUGUGUCAAUGUGUAGUUUGUACAUGCAUAAUAUAUGAGAAGAAUUACCUCAAUUAGCCACGAAAUCCCUAGUUUGAAAGCGACUGUUUUCUUGAAGGUGUGCUGCGCCAUUUUCCUUACAUUUACCCCCACCUGGGCCAGUACCCUAGCAAUUCGAGUUCUAGCCAAUGAGCAUCAGCCCCUCUCAUUUGAGUGACGGCAAGCAAGAGGCCUGCCCAGCGUUAUCCAAUGAGGUGGAAGGGCAGAAACAGCGAAGAGAGUGCAAUGACGUGAUAUGUAACUUGUCAUGGAAAUACAGUGCAAUCUAAAAGUAUUCAGUAUUUUUCACAUUUUGUUACGUUACAGCCUUAUUCUAAAAUGGAUUAAGUUUUUUUUUUUUCUCCAUCAUCAAUCU